UCUCCAUGGCUUUGAUACAUUCUGGCGCGCUCCUGUCUGUGCUUGUCUGUGAGCUCGUCUUGUGUUGCCGGAGUAUCUUUUUAUUAAAAGCACGCCAACUUAAUUGGCUGAAAGGCCUUGAAGUUACGAUAGACGCCUCUAGGAACCAUUAACUGUGUUGUGUCGCCCUAUCUUACGAUGGCAGCGUGGGGCGAUGGUGGAGGCUUCAUGCCACCGGACUCUCAGCAGGACACGCCUCAGCGCAAGUUUGCAAGCCGUCAUGACAAUGUCGUUCCAUGCACAAUAGCCCAGAUCCACAUGAUGGGUCAGGACACACUGACUAUAGGAGAUCUUGAGGUGCAAUAUGUGUCAUUGGUGGGACUGGUAACAAGUGUUGACCAGCAGAGUACUCGUGUGAACUUCACCCUGGAUGAUCGGACGGGGCCACCAAUUGAAGGACUGAUCUUUGCCCAGGAAGAGGAGCAGUUGCGUGUCCUGAGCCACCUCGUGGAAGGUAGCUACGUUCGUGUGGUGGGCCCGGUGCGUUCUGCUGAGGGAAAGCGCCAGCUCAAGGCCUUCAAGGUUUUCCCGGUGACUGAUCUGAAUGAGCUAACUCUCCACCUUGCCGAAGUGGUGCAUGCCGGCAUGGCUCUGCGUGUGGGCUUUACUGGUCCCAGUUCAGUGAAAUUUGAGCCAAUGGACACAAGCACUAAUUCAUUUCUUGGUGCUGGUGCUGGCAAUCUUGGUUUGAACCAGCAGCAGAAACUGGUGUACGAAGUGAUCCGGGAGUGCACAACAAACAUUGGGAUCGGCUUCGAUGAAGUUUGCUCCAGACUGAAGUCUAUGCCCAAGAACACAAUAAGGGACGUAGUGGAGUUUCUUGCCAACGAGGGACACAUUUUCACGACCAUGGAUGACGAGCACUACAAGGCCACAGAUUCGGCGUAGCUCUGCAUUCCACCACGCCUCCCCUGUAUUUUAUAAAUGUGUACAAUGUUCAUAUUUACGCCCCACCAUUUAAGAAAAUGCGAUGGGUUGUGUUCUUGUAUAAGUUAAGCCCUUGGUCCUGCCUUCUCAUAAUGUUUGCAGUCGGGUGGCGUUGCAUUGCUUUUCCCUGCUGGUGUUUAGGCAGAAGGCACAUAAACAAAUGUGAAAGGCCACAUUGUUGAAAGCAGUGCACUUCACUAUACACUGCAGCGACGUUAUGAAAGCCAGCAGACUGCACUUCAUUUUCCCUGUGUGGUUUGUCAUCUGCUAGAUGGCAACCUCUUUGAACGUUCCCAAAUAUUCUUUUUGAAUACUUAAGACAAAAAAACUUUCCUUUUAUAUAAACCACCAUUGAACUGUGCCGAAGGUUUUGAGCUUUAAUAAAACCGCAGCUUUACACGCCUUCGUCAGGGGUCAUUAUUUGUUGCC
This is a messenger RNA of Rhipicephalus sanguineus (brown dog tick), 1395 nucleotides long. RefSeq names its product replication protein A 32 kDa subunit-A (gene RPA2). Gene Ontology annotation, biological process: double-strand break repair via homologous recombination; nucleotide-excision repair; DNA replication. The record is from RefSeq and is a predicted model, not a curated record. The transcript is spliced from 8 exons. NCBI's taxonomy places the organism in Eukaryota, Metazoa, Arthropoda, Arachnida, Ixodida, Ixodidae. Gene Ontology annotation, cellular component: chromosome, telomeric region; site of double-strand break; DNA replication factor A complex. Gene Ontology annotation, molecular function: DNA binding. The coding region runs from base 178 to 927 and encodes 249 amino acids.